UUGUCAAACUAUUGACAGUUAAAACAACAACAAGUAAAUAAUUCAAAUUAUUCGUAUUUUGUAAUUUUGUUAAUUGUAAAGUUUUAAUUUGAAAUUUCCCUAAUAACUAAUAAUUAUUCCCCUUCCAAAUGUCCCUUUAAUUUCCAUUAGAAUUUUGUUAAAAUCAAUUUUUUUGUGUGUAAAAUCUUUAUGGGCUUUGUCGAAGAUGAACUCUACGAAGUUAAAAAACUUUGCGAGCACGUCGUUCCCGGCUCGAAACUCGUCUCGUGUGUCCCGACAAUGGUCAGGGCAGAAAUAAAAAGGACCGCCUUUAAAACCCUCGUAUUUUGUGCUCAAUUUCCUGAGGAAUAUCCUAAAGCUCCUUUAUUGAUCGAGCUGAAGAGCAAAACCUUAUCCGAGAAGUUGUUGCUGAGCUUGACUAAUGUUUGCGAACAAGAGGUGAAAAAUCUGUUGGGCAAAGCCCAAGUGUUGCAUGUAAUCAAAUUUCUUCGUAAGUUUAUCGAUGAGAACUCCCUGGUUUGUUGCUACGAUGAAAUAAAUAGAGUGAGAAAGGCUCUUGGUCCUCAAGAUGAGCUGAAGUUGAAGCAAAAGAGUUCGGCGAUAGCUUUGAAGGUUUAUAAUGGAGAGUAUUACUUAACUGGGAAAAUCUUCGUGCCAGAUGAUUAUCCUUUGAGCGUUAUUGAGUUGCAAAAUGUGGACACGAACUUCACUCCGACGUUUUACAAGCACAUGGUGGCCCAAGCUAAAGAAAUAGCUAGAAAAUGUGUGGAACCGCCUUUGAAAAAGAAACCCAAAGACCCGCCCUUCGUGCCAGGACCAUCUCUGGAAAAAACCCUAAUGUUUCUGAUAGAUUGCGUCAAAAGGCUUCCAGCUGAAGAUUGCCAGUUUUGUAAAAAGCCUUGUUUUCCACAAGAACAACAGCUUUUGGAAAGAGACGAAACCUCUCCGAAUCACAUCGAAAGAGUGUAUUGCGGUCAUUUGUUCCAUCAAGGAUGUCUUUUGAGCCUCAUGAAACAGCCGCCGUUUGGUAAUAAAAAGUGCGGCAAAUGCGGCAAAAAAUUGGCCCACUUUAAGUGGUCGAUAAGUGACAGAACGGCAGAGGCCAGGUGGGCUCACGAACAAGCCAGAGAGAGGGAGUUGCAAGAAGUCGAGGAGUUUUUCAAUUAAAAUAUUGCUUUAUUGUUUUUUUCUCCUUAAUAGAUGAGUUAACACCAACCUAAGAGUUCUUUUCACGUGGCUCGGGUUUAACUAACCGGGUUACAAAACGGUUAGAGAAAUGACAUACCGUUUUCUAACCCGGUUACAAAGUGACGUGAUGGAUACGUACCACUCGAAUUUGAGCGGUAUGUUGCGGUUUGUUAAACCAGAGCCACGUGAAAAGGGUUAAGGGGUUUUUAUUGUCGCUAGAAAUUCUUCAAAAAUAUUGCCCCCUUGAAUAAAUUUUACCAGAUAAAAAUGUUAAAAUGCUUCAUAAAACAAUGAAGUAGCAGUAAAUUGAUCUGAAAAGAGAGAGAAAGAGCUUCAAGAAGAAAACCAAUAAAAUUGUUUUUUUUUUUAAUACAAAACUUAUUAUAAAUUAAUCCUAUUUUGCAUUAUUGUGGUAUAAUGGCAUCAGGAUUACUAGAAAUUCAAAAAAUUAUUAUAAGUAUAUUUUAAAUUAAUUAUUGUAAUUACUUACUCUAGAACAUCCGGAUCAAAUCCUUCACUUUUCAUUUUCAAUUUAACUGCCUCCUGGUUCACCCCAACUCGAACCAUUCUAAAAAAUGUUGCAAAUCUUGGAUCAUCAAUUGCUUUUAUACCAUUUAUAGUAUUUGAUUCAUUUAAUUCCUCCAAUUGAUCUGUUUCUGUAACUUCCGGCAAUUCCAUAGGUUGCUCAAUUAUUGAUUCAUGUUUUGGUUCAUUUUCUACAACUACUACAGGUUCGAAUCCUGGUAUCGAA
Molecule: messenger RNA, 1939 nt
Organism: Ceutorhynchus assimilis (cabbage seed weevil)
Lineage: Eukaryota; Metazoa; Arthropoda; Insecta; Coleoptera; Curculionidae
Source: the annotation of a GenBank genome assembly